AUGGGGGCUGCGGUGAUUCGCGGGAUCAGGAAUUUCAACCUGGAGAACCCAGCGGAAUGGGAAAUCAGCAAGACGAAGCCGUCUCCCACUCCCAGUCACCCCUCCACCAACAGCCUCCUGCAAGAGCAGAUUAGUCUCUAUCCAGAAAUUAAGGUAAAGAUUGCUCGUAAAGAUGACAAGAUGCUGUCAUUUCUAAAAGAUGUAUAUGUUGAUUCCAAAGAUCCUGUGUCUUCCGUGCAGGUAAAAGCUGCUGAAACACGUCAAGAGCCAAAGGAAUCCAGAUUGCCCAAAGGCCAUCACUUUGAUAUAAUAAAUAUUAAGAGCAUUCCCAAAGGCAAAAUUUCCAUUAUAGAAGCAUUGACACUUCUCAAUAAUCAUAAACGUUAUCAAGAAACAUGGACUGCUGAGAAAAUAGCGCAAGAAUACCAUUUAGAACAGAAAGAUGUGAAUUCCCUUCUUAAAUAUUUUGUUACUUUUGAACUCAAAAUCUUCCCUCAUGAAGACAAGAAAGCAAUACAAUCAAAAUGA
Molecule: messenger RNA, 528 nt
Organism: Symphalangus syndactylus (siamang)
Lineage: Eukaryota; Metazoa; Chordata; Mammalia; Primates; Hylobatidae
Product: NADH dehydrogenase [ubiquinone] 1 alpha subcomplex assembly factor 4-like
Biological process (GO): mitochondrial respiratory chain complex I assembly
Cellular component (GO): mitochondrion
Source: RefSeq, a predicted model, not a curated record